AUGGCUGUCGCGGGUGACGGUCAUCACAGCCAACACCUUCGAGCGAUGUGGCUACGUGCACUUUCUGUCGGGUGGUAUGGCGUCGGUCCCGAGUGUUGGAGGCUGGAUGACACGGUUUACGCAACGCCACGUGCGGGAGUCAUUAGUGGUGAGAGACGGGAGGGCCAAAUCUCGCGAUCUGAGCCUUGCCCUUCAUUGAGGAGUAGUAUUGACACCGCUAUAGACUAUGCGGCCGGAGGUGGAGGAAACGAUUGUCCUGAUAUAUCUGUCAAUGUUUUCCCCCUUGUCUGGUGUUGGUUCAACGACUACCGCCUCUGCAGCGCUUCGGGGCAAACACAUCUUGUAGUGCCUGUGGCAUGGCUGCCGCCUACUUUGUGA
Trypanosoma rangeli is the source of this 378-nucleotide messenger RNA. RefSeq lists its product as uncharacterized. Bases 1 to 378 code for a protein of 125 amino acids. The record is from RefSeq and is a predicted model, not a curated record. The transcript has a single exon. Lineage: Eukaryota; Euglenozoa; Kinetoplastea; Trypanosomatida; Trypanosomatidae.